UCCUUUAUAUAUAAAAACUCACACAAUUAUCACACAAAAAUUGCAACCAACUUUUUCGCAUUGAAAAAACGCUGCACUCUUUUAGCUCCACAUGAGUAACUCCGGCAGCAUAAACUCGCCGGCUUCACUAUCGCCGCCGGAGAAUCAGCCGUUAGAAAUCAACAUCGUCGACUCCGACUUCGUUGUUAUCUUAGCAGCUCUUCUCUGCGGCCUAAUUUGCGUAAUCGGACUUGUCGCCGUAGCUCGUUGCGCUUGGAUCCGACGGAUCACCGGAGGAAAUCCAGAUGAUUCUCCUCUUCCUCCGGCGAACAAAGGUUUGAAGAAGAAGGUACUGAAAUCACUGCCGAAGUUCAGUUACACACCGGAACGAUCUGUGCAAUUCUCUGAAUGUGCGAUUUGUUUGAUGGAAUUCGUAAUCGGAGAUGAAAUUCGAGUGCUGCCGCAGUGCGGCCAUGGAUUUCAUGUCGGAUGUAUUGAUACGUGGUUGGGAUCGCAUUCGUCGUGUCCGUCUUGCCGUCAGAUUCCGGUGGUUUCAAGGUGUAGUAUGUGCGGUGAGCUGCCGGUGAUGAACUCGUCGGCGGCCGUUGGAGGUGAGAUCGGUAAUCGAUCGGCUCCGAAUAAUAAUUAUCAUGUAAAUGCAUUUUUACCUUAGAAAGUAAUUACUUACAUAUUAGGCUGAGUGUAUAUAUUAAUUCAUGUACGUGUAUUGAGAAUUACUAGUAGUUCUAUUACUAAUAAAAAUGUUUUUCAAGAA
Molecule: messenger RNA, 754 nt
Organism: Solanum pennellii
Lineage: Eukaryota; Viridiplantae; Streptophyta; Magnoliopsida; Solanales; Solanaceae
Product: RING-H2 finger protein ATL8-like
Exons: 1
Coding region: 92-652 (186 amino acids)
Source: RefSeq, a predicted model, not a curated record